Messenger RNA from Sardina pilchardus (European sardine), 534 nucleotides. Its product is annotated as small integral membrane protein 28-like. The coding region runs from base 1 to 534 and encodes 177 amino acids. The transcript has 2 exons. The record is from RefSeq and is a predicted model, not a curated record. NCBI's taxonomy places the organism in Eukaryota, Metazoa, Chordata, Actinopteri, Clupeiformes, Clupeidae.
AUGCGGACACUGAAGGAGAGUAGCUGGAUGAAGUUCGGACCGGCCGGCCGGGGGACCUACGACUGGGUGACGGGGGCUCCAUCGCCGCCGCCUCUGGAGAAGCAACUCCAGGGUUACCAUUGGAACGAGCUCUCCAACAAUGAGGACACCAGUUCCGAGAUGAUCCUCUACAUCGUCCUGUCGGCAACGACCCUCCUCGCUCUCUGCAUCCUGGGGUUCCUUCUGUAUCGGGGGUGCUCGCGGAGCAAGCUGAGCCUCGCCAACGUCAUCGCGCUGGACUUCCAGGACGCCGAGAGCGGCGUCGAGAUCCUCUCCUCGCUCACCGGCAAGUCCGAGAGGCUCCCGAGCACCAGCUCCGACGUGUCCGACGGCGUUUUCCUCAUGGUGUACCUGCCGCCGCCCUACGAAGAGACGCUCACCAAGAUCACCCGGGCCGCAAGCCUGACCAGCUCCAAAGACGUUGACUCCAUGAAAAUAGAGGACCUGGAGGCCAAGCUCUGCCCGGAAAUAAAAUCCAGCGGGCGCUACGUGUGA